This is a messenger RNA of Prorocentrum cordatum, 1140 nucleotides long. NCBI's taxonomy places the organism in Eukaryota, Dinophyceae, Prorocentrales, Prorocentraceae. The record is from the annotation of a GenBank genome assembly.
AUGAAAAAAUCACGACGUCUCGGGUCUGGGGAGGAUGGUGGCGCAGCCACCUCGGAGGCGCUCGCGGAACCCGGGCAGCGCCCCGUGGCGGCAGAGCUGCAGCCUGCAGAGGGAGCGGCGUCGGCGCGCGCGCCGGAGGGCGAGGCGCCAGGGAGCGCAGUGGCCAGUGGCGCAGCGCCCCUCUCAGCGGCGGGUCUCGAGGCCACGGCGUUGGAAGAGCUUCAGCGUGCGAGGGCGGGUGGCCGGUCUGAGGCCUCGGCGGCCGAGCACGACGGGCCCAGAGAGCGCGCACAGGAGCAGCGCCCAGACAGCGCAACCGCCGAGGAGGCGGAGGUGGAAUCGGCUUCGCCAGGCGCUGGCCCCGCGCUUCCCCAAGGCGUGGGCGAGCUGAUCGAGGCGGACGUGCUGCGUACCUUCCCGAACAACGCGGCCUUCCAGCAGAUGGGCGGGCCCGACCAGCUCCGGCGCGUGCUGCGGCAGCUGGCGCUGGAUGAUGCGGAGUUGGGCUACUGCCAGUCUCUGAACUUCGUCGCUGCCGUGUUCAUCAUGGUGCUGCGCGAGGACCGGCUGGCGCUGCCCGCGAUGCGGCAGACGCUCGUGAAGUUGGGGGCGCGCUGCUGGUACACAGAUGGCAUGAGACAACUUCGGGCGGAUACUGUCGUGCUGGAGGACCUCGUGCGGGCACGGCUUCCGGACGUCCACCGGACGUUCCAGAUCCACAGGUUCGAUUUGCUGAUGGUCGUCUCGAAGUGGUUCCUAUGCCUCUAUGCCACAGUGAUGGAGGGCGAGACGCUCAGGCGGGUGUGGGACGCGAUGCUCUGUGAUGGGGUCGAGGCCCUCUUCCGGGUCGCGCUGGCGACGCUGGCGUGCCGCGAGGAGGCCAUCACUCAGGCCAGGUCGAUCGACGACCUGCUCCACAUGUUCCAGGACUGGACUCCUGGCACAGGCCCCGGGCCGGAGAAGCUGCUGCGUGCCGCGUACGACGAGCGGCUGGUCGGCCGCCUGAGCCGCGCCUGGCUGGCCGGGCAGCGGCGGCUGGCGGUGCAGCGCGUGGCCACGGCCGACACGCGCCUGGAGAUGCGGCAGCAGGCCCUCUGGCGCGGGGGCGUUCGCCCCGCCUCCGUCCUGGCGCACGGGUGA